UGCACCAUUUUGCUGUUUGCCAACCGCCAAUAAACCCUAUACAGAAGAAGAAGAAAACAAGACGCGUUACAUGGCGUGCUCCAAGUACGCCAAGUGAACCAUAUUUCAUGAGAAUGCUUUUCUAAAACUCUUACGAGCUUGAAUAAUGCGAUCGGUUUCAUUGGAAAGACAACAGUUUUAGAGUAUAUCGUACGGGUUAAUUUCUGAUGGCUACUACUGAGAUGGAAUCUGGGUCCUUGGAAAGCAGAUCAGAGCAAGGGACAGCUGACCCUGAUUCAAAGUACCCAAUGAAAGUUCUUUAUUGUGGAGUGUGCUCUCUGCCUACAGAGUACUGUGAGUACAUGCCUGAGCCAGCUAAAUGUAGGCAGUGGCUGGAGAAGAACUUUCCAGAUGUGUUUGCCAGGAUGACUGUAGCAGCGAAUGCGCCUAAGCAGGAACCGGGCACUGGAGAUGCUCCUCCUGCAGGCGAGGAGGAGGAAAAGAAGAAACAGAAGAGAGGUGGAAGAGGCCAGAUCAAACAGAAAAAGAAGACUGUGCCUCAGAAAGUUACAAUAGCAAAGAUCCCAAGAGCCAAGAAGAAAUACGUCACACGGGUGUGUGGCCUGGCGACAUUUGACAUCGACCUUAAAGAGGCUCAGCGAUUCUUUGCCCAGAAAUUCUCUUGUGGUGCCUCAGUUACAGCAGAGGAUGAAAUAAUCAUUCAGGGAGAUUUUACAGACGACAUAAUUGACGUCAUUCAAGAGAAGUGGCCUGAGGUGGAUGAUGACAGCAUUGAUGAUCUGGGUGAAGUCAAGAAGUGAAGACCAAAUAUGCACUUUUGCUGAAAGGAUGUGACCUGUAACAGCGACGACCUGGCCAAAUGUACACAUUAAGUCAUUUUAUACCUAUUUUAUUUACUGUACAUAAAAAGCUGUGGACUCAGCCACUCACUUGGCAUUUUUUUUUUUAGUUAAUAGCUGCUUUCUCUCGUUUGCCAAAGGUGUGGUAUGACAUGAAUCCUUCCCAAAUGUUCUUCACUCAAGCAAAACUGUAGGCUAAUAAAUUUCAGUCUCCUUCACCCUUA
Messenger RNA from Maylandia zebra (zebra mbuna), 1063 nucleotides. RefSeq names its product density-regulated protein (gene denr). Gene Ontology annotation, molecular function: translation initiation factor activity; mRNA binding. Gene Ontology annotation, biological process: formation of translation preinitiation complex; translation reinitiation. Lineage: Eukaryota; Metazoa; Chordata; Actinopteri; Cichliformes; Cichlidae. The record is from RefSeq and is a predicted model, not a curated record.